AUGCCUUCUCUGUUGAACAACACUAGCGGUUCUGGACUGCAACGAACAUCAUCCGCCAACGACCGUCGAUACGCCGACAUCAAGAUGGUCAACCUUCGCACCCAGAAGCGCCUCGCGGCCUCCGUGGUCGGCUGCGGCAAGCGCAAGAUUUGGCUCGACCCCAAUGAGAUGACCGAGAUCUCCAACGCCAACUCUCGUCAGACCAUCCGCAAGCUCGUCAGCGAUGGCCUCAUCAUCAAGAAGCCCGUCACCAUGCACUCCCGCGCCCGCGCCCGUGAACUGAACGAGGCCCGCCGCAUCGGUCGUCACCGCGGUCUGGGUAAGCGCAAGGGUACCAAGGACGCCCGUAUGCCCAGCCAGGUCCUCUGGAUGCGCCGCAUGCGUGUCCUCCGUCGUCUGCUCGUCCGCUACCGUGCCGCUGGCAAGAUCGACAAGCACCUCUACCACGAGCUCUACCACCUGAGCAAGGGUAACACCUUCAAGCACAAGCGUGCUCUGGUUGAGCACAUCCAGAAGGCUAAGGCUGAGCGCCAACGUGAGCGUGUCCUCAAGGAGGAGAUGGAUGCUAAGCGUGCCAAGAACAAGGCUCUCCGUGAGCGCCGCGCUGAGCGUGUCGAGGCCAAGCGCAACGCUCUGGCCGCCGAGGCCCAGGAGUAA
Molecule: messenger RNA, 657 nt
Organism: Penicillium daleae
Lineage: Eukaryota; Fungi; Ascomycota; Eurotiomycetes; Eurotiales; Aspergillaceae
Product: 60S ribosomal protein eL19
Exons: 5
Coding region: 1-657 (218 amino acids)
Biological process (GO): translation
Cellular component (GO): cytosolic large ribosomal subunit; ribosome
Molecular function (GO): RNA binding; structural constituent of ribosome
Source: RefSeq, a predicted model, not a curated record